AUGAAGGCCUGGGGAGCUUACAAGGCUGUCGCCUUGCUGCUGACUGCCCUCUGUACGACGCCACUGGCUGUCCAAGCCAAGGACGACCCAAACAUCGCCGUCAAGGAAUUCCCACACUACCCUCAGAACCUCAACUACUUCGACCAGUCCGAUAUAAUCCUCUUCCAAGACAUCAGCGACCAGAAUGUAUACCAGUCCAAUGACGGCGGCAAGACAUGGGACCGCGUGUCCGAUGUCCCCGAGGGCAAGGCCUUUGCCCUCGUCAUGCACGAGUUCAGCAAAGAGCGGGCCUACAUCCUGACCGAGGGCGUGACACACUACAUGACCCUCGACCGUGGCAAGACCUGGAAGACAUUCUUCACCGAUGCCGAGAUGAGCAUAUUCCGAGGCGAGAUCUUCAACUUCCACGCCAGCGACCCCGACCGCAUUAUAUUCAAUGGCAUGGACUGCCAGAGCAUCUUCUGUGACGAGAUAGCAAUGUACACGACAGAUGGCUUCAGGAGCGACGCCAAGUUCCUCCGCGGCAAUACCGCAGGGUGCUGGUGGGCAAAGUCCUCGGAUCUGUUCACAACAGGCCAGGAGGAUCUGGACAAGCAGCGCAUCCUGUGCGCCGUGAGGGACUCCUUCUCCCCGCUGAGAUCAGAUACCCGCCUGCUCAUCUCGGACAACUUCUUCUCUGCCAAGGACUCCAAGGGCGCGAUACAGGAAUUCGAGCCGAACCUGGACACCAACAGGCCCGUACAGGGCAUUGUGAAUGUCGCUGCCGUCAAGAAGUUCCUCCUGGUCGCCACAACUUCCCUCAACACGGACGAGAUGGCAUUGUUUGUCACCGACGACACGCUCAAGUGGCACCGGGCCAUGUUCCCUACAGACCACCGCAUCGAUCAAGAGGCGUAUACCGUGUUGGAGAGCACAAAUUACAGCAUCCAGGUUGAUGUCAUGACCACGCGCCCGUCCAACCCCAUGGGUGUCAUGUUCACGAGCAACUCCAACGGCACGUUCUUCACUCGCAACAUUGAGCACACAAAUCGUAACAUGAUGGGCCAUGUCGACUUUGAGAAGAUCGCCGGUAUACAGGGAAUAUUCUUGGUCAACAAGGUGGACAACUACGAUGAGGUGGAGAAGAGCUUCUUGGCCGAGAAGAAGAUCAUUUCGGAGAUUACCCAUGACGAUGGGCGAACCUUUGAUUACGUCCAGACGCACGACGCUGGCGACAGGAUCCAUCUGCACUCCGUAACGCAGCUGAUCAACGUUGGCAGGGUCUUCUCAAGUCCGGCCCCUGGGUUGAUCAUGGCCAAUGGCAAUCCCGGAGACUACCUGAAGCCUUAUUCCGAAGCAAAGCUGUACAUCUCCGACGAUGCCGGCAUGCAUUGGUUGGAGGGACCUUUCGGGCCACACAAGUACGAGUUCGGUGAUCAGGGUAACAUUUUGGUGGCAAUCCACGACUCUAACAAGGAUGACGUCGGUGAAUUCAAGUACUCGCUUAACCACGGAAAGGACUGGAAGACCGUCGACCUACCGAACGGUCUCAAGAUCAAGCCCUGGGUUCUGACAACGACCCCUGAUUCCACGAGUCUCAAAUUCAUCCUCACUGGUCAGACUGGCGACGAUGAUAAUCCCAAGUUCCACGUUAUUUCCAUCGACUUUGAGGGUCUGCACGAGCGUACCUGUGAGAAAGGGGAUAUGGAGGACUGGUGGGCUAGGGUGGAUAAAGAUGGCAAGCCUACGUGUCUCAUGGGCCACACGCAGAAGUACACGCGCAGAAAGAAGGACGCCGACUGCUUUAUGAAACAGGAAUUCCACCUGGUCACGGUCGAGACGACCGACUGUGACUGCACCGAUGACGACUUUGAAUGCGACUACAACUUCCGCAGGAAGGAUGGGCAGUGUGAGGCCGCCGGCCCGGUCAUCGCACCAGAUGGCGCUUGCAAGAAUGCAGGCCCGGACGAUACCUUCAAGGGCUCGUCGGGGUGGCGUUUGAUCCCCGGAAAUACGUGCAAGAGGACGUCUGGCAAGCAGAAGGACGACCCGGUGGAGCGCAAGUGUGGCGAAUCGCAGUCUCCGCCCAAGGCUCCCGGCAGCGGCAAGGUCGAGGCGUCACAGUACGUCUUCAAGAACUCCAGAGAUGUCGAGAAGCUUUAUCUUGAGCGCGGCGAGUCGAGCUCUUCGGACGACGAGACCAUCAUCGCAAGAGCUGACGGAAAGAUCAUGAUUACUCAUGACGCCGGCAAGACCUGGAAGGAGCCCGAUGCCUUGAAAAGCCAGUACUGGAGGAUCGUUCCGCAUACAUUCUUCAAGGAUAUGGCCUUUUUCAUCAAGACAGAUGGAAAGGUUACCUACACGAUUAACAGAGGUAGUACCUUCGAUGAAUUCGAGGCGCCCACGAAGCCCAACCCGAAGUCUCGGUACUCGCCACUUUCGUUCCACCCCGACAAGAGAGACUGGAUCAUCUGGGUCGGCCAAAAGUGCACAUCCGACGGCGACAACUGCUACGAUGAGGCCUCGCUCUCCAAGGAUCGUGGUGAUAACUGGAAGACCAUCAUGCGCUAUGUUAACCGGUGCGAGUUCACCGGAUCCAGCGCUUUCAGAUUCCGCAAGAACGACCAGAUCAUCUGCAGGGCCAGGCAGCGGGAAGACAGCGACGUUAACGACAAUCCCUGGGUCCUUGUUGGCAGCAACGACUUCUUCGAUACCAAGAAGGUGCUCCAAGAUGAUGUCAAGGACUUCGCGACCAUGUCGGAGUUUAUCGUUGUGGCAACCCAGAACACCACCAAGAACACCCUCCGGGCUCUCACCAGUCUCGACGGCGAAACAUAUGCCGAGGCACACUUCCCCUACAACUUCGAGGUCCCUCACCAGCACGCAUACACCGUUCUCGACAGCUCCACUCACGCCAUCAACCUGUUUGUGGCCACCGAGACGUCAGAUGACGUACAACACGGAGACAUCAUGAAGAGUAACUCGAACGGCACCUCUUACGUCAUGUCCAUCUCGGGUGUCAAUUGUGACAAGAAUUACUUUGUGGACUUUGAGAAGAUGCUGGGCCUCGAGGGCGUCACGAUGGUCAACAUCUACGCAAAUCGGGACAAGAAGAAUGAGCCAAAGAAGCUUCGCACUCAGAUCAGUCAUAACGAUGGCGCUGAGUGGGCUUACCUGCCGCCUCCUGACAGGGAUUCUGAGGACAAGAAGUUUGACUGCAGUGGUAAGGGCGAUGAGAAGUGUGCUCUGCACAUCCAUGGCUACACCGAACGCAGGGACCACCGCAAGACAUUCUCAUCCGCUGGAGCCGUUGGCCUCAUGUUUGGCUGGGGCAAUGUUGGUCCGUACCUGGGCAAGCUCGAGGAGUCCGACACGUACAUGACCACCGACGCCGGCAUCAGCUGGAAACAAGUCAGGAAAGGCCGCUGGCUUUGGCAGUAUGGAGACCAGGGCUCUACUAUUGUAAUAGUGCCACUGGAGAAGAAGACGAAAACUGCAUCGUACACCAUGGACGAGGGUAAGACGUGGACCGACUUCGAGUUUGCUCAAGAUGAGAGGAAGGUCAUCGAUUUCACCACACAAGCAUCUGGCGUCUCGCGGAAGUUCGUUGUGUGGACAGAGGACGGCGACGACACCCAAGCUACGACCCUCGACUUCACGGGAUUGGCUGAUCGGCCGUGCGAGCAAAAGGACGACCCUGCAGAGUCCGACUACCGCAUCUGGUCGCCCAACCACCCACUCCAGGGCGACGACUGCCUCUUCGGGCAUGUGACGCAGUACAUGCGCAAGAAAGUAGACAAGCAGUGUUACAACGGGUACAGGAUACAGCACGUCUACAACGUCCAGAACUGCACCUGCAGUCGACGGGACUACGAAUGCGACUACAAUUACGAGCUUGACAACCACGGCUCGUGCCAACUGGUCAAGGGCCUCCAGCCAGUUGACCAUAUCCAGUGGUGCAAGGAUGACCCGUCCCGAGAAGUAUACUAUGAACCAACAGGCUAUCGCAAGAUCCCCCUGUCGACGUGCCAAGACGGCAUGGAAUUUGACAAGCAGGCCCCCCAGCACAUCUGCCCAGGAAAAGAGGACGAGUAUGCAAAGAAGCACCGCAUCUCAGGCGUGGGGCUGUUCUUCGCCAUCACGGUCCCCUUCGCGGUGGCCGCGGCGGCCGGGUGGUACGUGUACACCAACUAUAGCCACAAAUUCGGCCAGAUCAGGCUGGGCGAGCCGUCCAACGCUUCCCCGGCGGGGUUCGGCGGCGGGGCAUUCGACUCGGACUCGCCCUGGGUGCGGUACCCAGUCGUUGCGGUCAGCGCGGCGGCUGCUGUGGCAGGCGCGGUGCCGCUGGUCGUCGUGGCGGUGUGGAGGGCCGGCGUCGCGGCCUUCGACAGGUGGCGUUAUGGAAGCGGCGUCGGCGGUGGCUGGAGCAGUCUCAACGGCGGCGGCGGCGGUAGGAACAGGCCAUUCACGACCCGGGACAGCUUCGCGCGCGGGAGGGGCGACUACGCCCACGUCGACGACGACGAGGGGGAGUUACUUGGGGAGGACAGUGAUGAGGAGGUAUAG
Messenger RNA from Diaporthe citri, 4545 nucleotides. RefSeq lists its product as uncharacterized. Bases 1 to 4545 code for a protein of 1514 amino acids. The transcript has 2 exons. The record is from RefSeq and is a predicted model, not a curated record. NCBI's taxonomy places the organism in Eukaryota, Fungi, Ascomycota, Sordariomycetes, Diaporthales, Diaporthaceae. Gene Ontology annotation, biological process: protein targeting to vacuole; Golgi to endosome transport; Golgi to vacuole transport. Gene Ontology annotation, molecular function: protein binding. Gene Ontology annotation, cellular component: Golgi apparatus; membrane.